UGUAAGUGUAGUGCCGUUGUGGAUGUCGCUCUCGUUCGUUUACUGUUGUGCGGAAUCAGUUCUUCAAAUCAAAAAAAAAAUAAUCGAAAACAAAUAACACCAUUGUCAGGCCAAAGGGAUAAAAUUCAGGGCUUUUUCUUAGUUAUACCCAGCCCAGCAGUACUUUCCCUAAUACCCUAUCUAUCCCUACGAGGAUUUAUAGUCGUAAAAAUGUUCUUGCAAUGAAACUUUUUUAGUACCUAUACUUAGUACAUAUUUGGUGCGAUUUUCCUAAAUAUCUUUCAGGCUUUUAGAAAAAUAUGUAAAUUUUCUAAUAAGCUGCAUGUCUUGAUAUGCAAAAAAACUACUUGAAUCAAAAAAUAUUUAUAUCUGGAUGAAAAAAAGAUGAUGUAUCGCUAUUUGUAUCGUCUUGGCUUUCGUUCUUCCGAAAUAGUGCAUUUAUUGUGUUUCUUUUUGCGUGAAACAUAAGCUUUGUUGAUUUUCAUUGCCUCCUUUUUGACUCAACUUCGAUUAACAAAAGCAAAAAUCGAAAUCGACAGCCCUUCGCUCGGCCCUCAAGAAAACGAUAACGGAUACGAUGACGGGUAUUUCAGAAAAUUAUGAUUUCUAAAGUACGAGUGUAUUUUCAAUAAAAAAGGAAAUUGAACUAAUAGUUAAUUUAUUAAUGUCAUCUAUCUGCAGCAUAUAAUUCAUUUAAAAAAAGACACAAUUCGUAACUCCCACAUUAAAUUGUAUACUCGGUGAAUCCAAGACGUCCAUCCAGAAUCCAGAAAAAAGCAAAAGGACGUAAGAAAGAAGUUUUUCAUGUUGAGCAUCUCACGACCAACACGGUUGUCGCAGUGUCACAUCUAGGAAAAUUGGAAAUCGAGUUAAAAAAUAAAAAAAAAGAAAAAAGUGCAAAAAAUCAAAAGACAUCAAAAACAAAGAAUGGAGAAAAAAAUAUCAAUGGCUCAACCAAGGAUCCUUAAAAAGAAACACUUUCGAGUAAAACAUCAAAAGGUUAAGCUCUUUAGGGCAAACGAGCCUAUACUCAGUGUUUUUAUGUGGGGAAUUAAUCAUACGAUUAACGAACUAAGUCAUGUUAACAUACCAGUUAUGCUUUUGCCUGAUGAUUUUAGAGCAUAUUCCAAAAUAAAAGUUGACAAUCAUUUAUUUAACAAAGAAAAUAUGCCAUCACAUUUUAAAGUUAAAGAAUAUUGCCCGCUCGUAUUUCGAAAUUUACGUGAACGUUUUAAUGUAGACGAUGUUGAUUAUCGUGAAUCGUUAACACGGUCACAACCUAUUCAAAUUGAUUCAUCGGGUAAAUCAGGUGCACAAUUUUAUCAAAGCUAUGAUAAGUUUUUUAUUAUAAAAAGCCUGACAUCAGAAGAAAUUGAAAGAAUGCAUGCGUUUUUAAAACACUAUCAUCCGUAUGUUGUCGAAAGACAUGGAAAAACACUUUUGCCACAAUAUCUAGGCAUGUACCGAAUUACUGUUGAGAGUGUACAAUAUUAUUUUGUUGUAAUGCGAAAUGUAUUUAGUUCACAUCUAACUAUCCAUAAAAAAUUCGACCUCAAAGGUAGUACAGUUGAUCGAGAAGCCUCAGAAAAGGAAUUAGAGAAACAAUUACCAACCUACAAAGACAACGAUUUUAUGAAACAAAAAAUGAAGCUUGAAAUUGGUGAAGAUGCCAAAAGGAAACUAUUGGAGACUCUUAACAAUGACGUUGAUUUAUUAACAAAAUUACACAUCAUGGAUUACUCACUUUUAGUUGGAAUACAUGAUUGCGUUCGAGCAGAAGAAGAAGCUCUUCAGGGAGAAAAUUCUCGUGAUGCUGGCGGGCGAAGUGAUAACAGUGAGAGUGAAGAAUGUGAUAGCGGUGAAAGGUGGGCUUAUAACACUCCACCAGAUUCACCUCGGGGUGGAGCUCAAUAUAAUGAAGUAGUUUAUGAAAUUGAUAUAUAUGCCAUUCCGAGUACAGAAGAGCGAAGAGAAAUCUACUUCAUUGCAAUUAUUGAUGUACUUACUCAGUACGGAGUAAAGAAACAGGCGGCCAAAGCAGCAAAAACUGUGAAAUAUGGCAGCAAUGUGGAUGGUAUCUCAACUUGCGAUCCAGAUCAAUACGCUAAGCGAUUUAUAGAGUUCAUGGAUAAAGCUAUUGAGUAGAUAAGGUCGUAAAUAUAAGAAAUGAAAAACAAAAAACUAAAAAUACACAAAAUUUAAAUACAUUUAUGUGUACGAGUAUUAAAUAUAUUAAUUGAAACUUUUAAGAAUCUGUCUUGUGAGAGUAUACACCAGCAAAAUAAGUAAUAUAGUUUAUGUUUAUGUAAAAAUAAGAUAAGAAACAAAAAAAGUAAAGAGCAACAUUCUCUAUAAAAUGAUUCAUUGUAUAUUAAUUGUAAUAAUAUUUGUUUUAUUUUGUACAUUACAUUACUUAAGUUUUGGAAAUAUCCGUUUUCAUAAAAACUUUGUCAUUAAGCUAGACUAUUUUUAAAUAAUAAUAAUUAUUGUAUUUUUAUGUUUUUUUUCCUCAUAAAAAAAUUAUACACUUUGUUUUUUUUUGCUUAUACAGUCAAGAACUGGAUUUUUGUAAUAUGUUUUUAAUUUUUCUGUUACAAAUUUAUGUUUUAAAAACACUUAAUUUAUAUAUAAAAAAAGAUCAUCAAAGUCUAAAUACGAAAUAUUAUACAGUUAAUCUUUACAUGUUUAAAAUUUAAAUUAUACUUUUCUUAAACUAUUUUUUUAUUAUUUUUUUUUUCUUAAUGUUGCGCAUCAAGUAGUUUAAAAGAGUUGGGAGUAAUUCAAUGUGUGAAGAAAGUGAUGAAAUAUCGUCAUUAUAUAAUUUUGUGUGCAAUUGCAUUCUUUACAUUUUCGCCAAAAACAAUCAUGAUAAAUUCUCCUCGCACUCAAUCUUCAAUAACAUUUAGUUGCAUCGUUUUUCUUUUUAAUAAUCUGCAAUAUAUGGAAUGUUUACAUAAGUUAAAAUUUUUAAAUGUGUUCCUUCUUUUCUUACUAAAUAAAUUUGUGAGAGACUUCAUAGCCCCACAAUUUUAGUGAAAAACUUAAACAAUUGAUUGUCAAAACAUUUCGUUCAUCGAUUCUUAAAUCGAAAACUACUAUCGGUUACAAUGUAAGUACGCACAUAAAGAACACAAGAAUGCUUCUAACCCUAUCUACUGUGGGCAUAUUUCAGGCUGGAGCAACUAAAAAUGGCCCCAACUGAUAUAUUUCUGCGGGUGCAGAAAAAAACAGUGUAUGUAACACGAACUAUUUUGUAUAUAAAUGAAUAUGAAACAUUUAUAUUAUUUGUACAACCUAAAUCAAUAUUGGUGGCGUGUACUUGUAGUAAGCCUAAUAAAGCUACGUAAACUAUUAAAACAAACAAAAUUAAAUGCAUCAAGGGUAUUUGUUAUAGACAUAAGAACAUACAUAAAACUAUUCAUGUAUACUGAAAUAUAUUUACCUUAAAAAUAUAAAUUAUCAUUCUUAUAAAACGACAAGCAAUUAAUAAGCAUUUGGAUGGUAAUCUAAAAAAUAAUUAUAAAUAAAAAAAAAUAGUUAGGAGACCAACAAAACAUGCAACUAACUUUCAGCAACAUCCUGGAUUCUUGAAGUUUUGAAAUUAAUACCAACAAAUACGUCAAAUUCCUUUUAUUAAUUUAUAUAAAAUAAAACUAACUAUCAAUAAAUGCUAUUUGGUAUUUUUUAUUAUCUAGUCUUUCUUUUAAUAAUAAAAUAGAAUUUUACUGCUAAGAAGAUGAACAUGUAUUUGAAAAUAAUUAAACACUAAAAUAGAAAUAGAGACAAAGAAAAGGAAUAAUUAAACUAUACAAAAGCUUAAGCAAAAAUAAAACCAAUAAUGUAAAGGAAGUAUCAUUAAAAAAAAAUUUGUGUAAAUUGUCCUUAAAUGUUAAAUAUAUUAUAUAAAAACGAAA
Messenger RNA from Eupeodes corollae, 3914 nucleotides. It is a transcript of the gene PIP4K, whose product is annotated as phosphatidylinositol 5-phosphate 4-kinase type-2 beta. NCBI's taxonomy places the organism in Eukaryota, Metazoa, Arthropoda, Insecta, Diptera, Syrphidae. Gene Ontology annotation, molecular function: phosphatidylinositol kinase activity. Gene Ontology annotation, biological process: phosphatidylinositol metabolic process. The transcript has 10 exons. The record is from RefSeq and is a predicted model, not a curated record. Bases 928 to 2145 code for a protein of 405 amino acids.